AUCUUGGAACAGAGAUUUUUUUUUUGGUUCUGCUUUUUAAGCCUGCACUGGCGGCUCUCGGCCUCUAGGGGGCUUUCGUGUUGUAGCUGUGGGAGAAGCCUAUACGGAGAGUUGGUGGCUGUCGGGGCUCGUUUCGGUGCGAGUCGCUCUCGCUUCUCCUCGACGGGGAUGUUCCGCGGGAGCCGGGGGAACGAGCCGCAUUUUUCGGCAGCCGCCGAGACAGAGCAGAGGCCUGUUUUCCUCUCAGCAGGCUCCAGAGGAGCUGCUAUGGCUUAAAAAAGAAGGACGCCGGGUUAAGGGGCAGGCAGCAGCGGCAGAGAGGCGCGUGGGAAGGAGGCACCAUGAGUUCAGCCGAAAUUAAGAAGCCACCAGUGGCCCCGAAACCAAAAUUUGUGGUGGGACAUAAAGUAGUGCCACCUCCUGUGGCACCUAAACCAGAUGUUGUCCUUGCAGAUGUUUUACAACCCACAAAGAAAACGAAACCAGCAAUAGCACCAAAACCAAAGGUUCUCAAUUGUUUGCCUGUUCCUGAGAUUAAAACUGUGCCAUCACCUUUAAGGAAAAAUUCCAAGAGUUUAGAAGAAUGCAAAAUAGACUCUUCUGAGUACUUGGUUCAUUUGAAUUACAAAAAUGGAGCCCCAAGAGAAAAUACUGCUUAUAUUAUAUCUGUGUGUUCAUGCAGUUUUGAAUGCAUGCAUAAAUUUGGGAAUGGGGAGAAUACUUGCAAAAAUCCAACCAUUUUUGAACAGCUGGAAAACUUAGAGAACAUUGAUAGAGCUGAACAACCAUCAUCAUCUCUGAAAUCUCGAACAAUACUUGAUAGCCAUAAUGGUAAAAGCAUACAUAAAAAUAGGGUAAUUUUAAAGGCUAAUUUUUUAGAUGAAAAGCUCAAAGAUGUACUAACACAAAGUGUAUGCCCCAAUAACAGCUGUUUGAAGCAAACACCUUUGAACAAAUUUGAAAAAGAUAACAUGAGUAGUUAUAAAAAGGACAUUAAAAUUGAGUUUACAGACCUGGUUUCGCCAUCAUCCAGCUUGGAGGAAAUGAUGGGCAAUUCAAGCAACCAUGCAGAGAUACCUGGUAUCAAGUCUGAAAUGUCAGGAAAUCCUCUUUUGACUGAAAAUAUCAACAGUUCCUGUUGCUCGCUUAACACAGCACCUUUGGAAAAAGUCAAUACUAGUGAUUUGCACACAGGCAUAUCCACAAAAGGGACCGAAGAAUCUUUAUCUUCAUUAAGAGUAGGCUCUGCACCAUCCCCUAAAUCUGCCCCAGUUCCAAAACCAAGGAAACUACGUGCUGCUCCAUGUCUAAUCCGGCAAGAUGGCAUAGAUAUCUCAGGAGAAGGAACAAAAGAGCUACUUCCUUCAGACUGCAGUUCUGCUGGGCUUUCUGAGCGUGCUGUUAGAAAAACCACAAAAAUUAAUGUUCUUUUUCAAAGUGUUUCCUAUAACAACCGAGAACUUAUACAUGCACUUGAUAAAUCAGAGAGUCCUUCAUGUGUUGCUGGGGAAAUGAUUCCGGAGGCAGAAUCUGCUGAAUCUGAAGAAAUGAUCCAGCAAAAGGUCUUGCCUGAAAGCCCUCACCUAGUAGGAAAUACUGAGCAAUCUUUAGACCUUAACUCAGUAAAUCCUGCUGACAAUAUAAUGGAACAUAACUGCAUGUUGGCUGCUAACGACAAAAAACCUGGAUUUAUAAGGUGUAGUAAUCUUUCCAUGAGUUUGCCUAAGCAAGUGAAAUUAUCGUGCAACCAGCAUUUGCCUGCCUUUGAAAGCCUAGAUGAUUUUGCACAAGAGAAGGAACAUAAAGGUGCUGAAGAUAAAGAUGAAAGUUCACCAAGAGUUGUUCCUAAGAAGCCUCAAAGGCACAGCAUUCCUGCAGCCGGACUAUUGAAAAAAGCCGCAUCAGAGGAACUGAUAGAGAAAAGUGCCUACAUUACUAGUGAGCAGAGAGAUUUAGAUCCUCCCUUGGAGCGACCUCGUAUAAGGCAUUUGUCAGCCAAAGAACAAAGUACUUUGCAAUCCUGUGAUGCUCCAAAGUUGUCUUUGGAGAGACCUGUUUGGAAAUUACCUCAUCCCAUUCUUCCAUUUUCUGGCAAUCCGGAAGCCUUAAAAAACACCAAGAAUGCAAAAAACACUCAGCUUGCAAGUGCUGUGACAAAACCUCGAGCCAAAUCCUUGUCUUCUGUAGAUAUGGACAGAAUACACCCAAAAGAGCCCCCAAAAGAGCCUCAAAAGAAAUAUUCACUAAAGAAACUUCUAAAUAUGAAGCUGUCUGUUUGCUUAAUGAAAAGUGACUUCCAGAAAUUUUUGACCAAGGGUAGCCAGUCGGCGGAUAACGGCACUGUUACUUUUUCCAGUGAUGAAGCGCGUGGCAAAACUCGGAAUGCAGCUAGUGCAACAAAUGGAAGGAAAACUAAACCCUCAAAGGCACAUUCUGCAGAAAUGGGCAGCCUAUCCUCACAAAAGGGAAAGCAGAGGUCCAGGGGUCAGGAUGAAUCAACAAAUAGCCAGAGAUCACAGUCCUUGGAUGAACAGAGUUUCCUAUCGCAAGGACAUGUGGAUUCUCUUACUCAUGACUACGUACCAGAAUAUGAAAAUGUGAGCCAUUAUGAAGAAAUCCCAGAGUAUGAAAAUUUACCUUUUGUGCCAACUGAUAAAAAUCCGCCUUUUGAGUGGCACAAUUCUAGCAGUGCUGAAGACCACGAUUCUGAUGUGUAUGAGGUACAAGAACUGUAUGAUGCAACAAGGAGUUGUUCAGAGUUUAGCAGGUCCUCAGUAGAAGUACUUGAUGGCUCUGAUUUGGUGUUGGAAGAUGAACAUUCAGAUGAUGAGAUGCUACAGAGAGAUGUUGAUAGCUCUGAUGAUGACGAUGAUGACACAAAUUCAGACUCUAGCAAAGGAGAGCCUGAUACACAGGAAAAUAAGCAGAUUAAAGCAGCUGGCAAGAAAACAAAAGUUUAUCAUAUUGCUAAAGAAAUAAUGAGCUCAGAGAAAGUGUUUGUAGAUGUUCUGAAGCUUUUGCACAUUGAUUUCCGGGAUUCAGUAGCACAUGCUUCCAGGCAACUUGGAAAGCCAGUCAUUGAAGACAGGAUCCUGAAUCAGAUCCUGUACUACCUACCUCAACUGUAUGAGCUUAAUCGGGACCUCUUGAGAGAACUUGAAGAGCGGCUGUCCCACUGGAUUGACCACCAGCGAAUUGCUGAUAUAUUUUUGAAAAAAGGACCAUACCUAAAGAUGUAUUCAACGUACAUCAAAGAAUUUGAUAGGAAUGUAGCUCUCCUAGAUGAGCAAUGCAAGAAGAACCCUGGGUUUGCUGCUGUGGUUCGAGACUUUGAGAUGAGCUCCCGCUGCGCUAACUUGGCACUGAAGCACUAUUUGCUCAAGCCAGUUCAGAGGAUCCCCCAGUACAGGCUGCUUUUGACAGAUUAUUUAAAGAACCUCUUAGAAGAUUCGGCUGACUUCAGAGAUACUCAGGAUGCUCUUGCUGUUGUGAUAGAAGUGGCUAACCAUGCUAAUGACAUCAUGAAACAGGGAGACAACUUUCAGAAACUUAUGCAAAUACAGUACAGUUUAAACGGUCAUCAUGAGAUUGUACAGCCAGGGAGGGUCUUUUUGAAAGAAGGAACGUUGAUGAAACUGUCCAGGAAGGUUAUGCAGCCGCGAAUGUUUUUUUUGUUUAAUGAUGCUCUGCUAUAUACAACUCCCGUACAGUCUGGAAUGUAUAAACUCAACAACAUGCUGUCCCUGGCUGGAAUGAAAGUUAGAAAGCCAACCCAUGAAGCUUACCAGAAUGAACUGAACAUAGAAAGUGUAGAGCGAUCUUUCAUUCUGUCAGCAAGUUCUGCCACGGAAAGAGAUGAGUGGUUAGAAGCCAUCUCCAGGUCAAUCGAAGAAUAUACAAAGAAAAGAAUCACUUUUAACCCCAGUAAAAGUAUUGAAGAGGCAGACCCAGAAAAAGAGACCGAAGAUAGUCCUAUAGGGUCAAAGGCGCCAAUCUGGAUUCCUGAUACUAGAGCUACCAUGUGUAUGAUCUGUACUAGUGAGUUCACACUCACAUGGAGAAGACACCAUUGCAGAGCAUGUGGGAAGAUAAUCUGUCAAGCUUGUUCAUCAAAUAAACAUGGGCUAGACUAUAUGAAACAUCACUCUGCAAGAGUAUGUGACCAUUGCUUUAAUGAGUUACAAAAACAGGAUAAGCUGAACACACCUCCUAAAAAUGGUUCCCCAGUAAAUCACAGAACUCCGUCUAGCACCUUAUCCACAGUGUUGCACAGUAUCCCAUCUGGAAGAAAGCAGAAAAAGAUCCCAGCUGCUCUUAAGGAAGUAUCUGCAAAUACAGAAGAUUCUUCAAUGAGUGGCUAUUUAUACAGAUCAAAGGGCAGCAAAAAACCAUGGAAACACCUGUGGUUUGUGAUAAAAAAUAAGGUGCUCUACACAUAUGCUGCUAGUGAGGAUGUAGCUGCAUUGGAGAGCCAGCCUUUAUUGGGAUUUACAGUUGCUGAAGUCAAAGAUGAACACUCGGAAUCUAAACUUUUCCAUUUGCUGCACAAGAAUACUUUAUUUUAUAUAUUCAAAGCGGAUGACCCCCAUUCAGCACAAAAGUGGAUAGAAGCUUUUCAAGAAGCCACAAUAUUGUAGCAUGCUUGCUUUGUUACUUAAAGGAAAGAAAGUCCGAUGACAAAGUCAAUACUAUGGUUCUGUUUAUUGAAGAGUCAUCAGAUUUUACAUACAUCAACCUAAACAAAGCUGGAUUGUUCACUGGCGUUAACGUCUUUGUUCAGGAGUAAUAAUUUUUAAAGAAAUGUGUAUACUUGUCUUUUUGUCAUACAAAAAGUGUUAUUUAUUAAAAACUUUGUCACUGUUUUACUUAAUGGUCAGAAUCAUUUCUGAGAUUCACAUUGAAUUCCAAAGUGUCCUUGACCUUAGGGAAUUUUGUUUGUUGAAAAGUUGUAGCAGGCUGUUGCUCCUUGGUUUGUCAUGGGCACAAUUUCAGGCUUCCUGUUCAGUUUGCUUUUGGAAAGUUUAAGGAGCAAGGCCUUUCAGCAGGCUCUCUCAGGCCUCUCCUUAUGCUUAUUUUUAAUCUGUGAUCAUUUGACUGAAAUGCUGUCCAGUCUUUCUCAGUGCAAGGUAGAUGAAUAGUUUCUGAGCCCUUUUUAAGUAUACAUAUAGAAAGAUUCAUGAACAUGUAACACUUCCAUAUGUGCAGUUAAACUAAUUUACUUCCAUCGAUCAUAUGCUGUUCUCGGCUUACUCCAGAAUAGCACAAUGAAACAAUGAGUCUGUGUAUUCAAUUUCACUUCAAAGAGGGCCUGUUAAUCCACUUGCAAAAGUCGCCUGUUAAUUCCCCCCGCCCUUGUUUUUAAAGGAAAGCUGAAAGGAUUAUUAUUCUACCUGCCCGUGCAACAUUACACCACAGAUGGUAUCAAAUCAUAAAUACCAAAGUGAUUUUAAAAAUAAUAUUCAUUGUAUUUUCCUGAAGUGUGAAUUAGAUCAUUGAAGCAGGAAAAAGCUUGUUUUCAGCAUGAGAACUUUUCCUUGACACAUGCUUCCCCACAGAAACAAAAGAAGGUCACAUACAUACUGUGGAAUAUGAUAGCUAGGGGCUUAUCAGGGGAUUUUUAAAUUUUUGUACUAUUUUAACACAAACUGAAACUGGAAUUCUAGUAUCAAGAAUGCACAAUAUUUUUGAGGAAUAACAUUGAUAAGGAAUGUCAUUCAUUCUAGUUUUCAUUCACAAUUUGAUCUGCUGGACACGUCAAAAAUUCUUUCUAUUGUAUUUUUAUAUUAGCAAACUGUUACUUAAAAUGAAAGCACUCAAUUAGUAAUUGUAUAUUUAUUUAAUAGUUGGAAAAUGUGUGUAUAUAAUAAUUGAAACUAGUACUACUACAAUGUAGGACAAGUCAGGGAAAUAUUAUUUAGAACAUUAGGAAGGUGGGUAAUUAUGCAAUUCUUGUAUCUACGCUGAAAAUAUCCUGGUGGACAUUUCAGAAUAGGAUACUCUGGUGUUCACCAAGUUGCUUGUUCACAUCAUUGUUCUUAAUUAUUUUUACAACGUGGAAGAAGAAUAAAAUAUCUGUUGAGUUUUUUGUUUGCUUCUAGUACAAGGGUUGUUGUAUCAAAAGCAUCACUAACAGAAAAAUUGCCUUGCUGCCAAAGAUGAGCAUAUAUGGUCCCAAAGAUUUUGCUUUAUCUUUGGGAAUGUGUAUUUUUUAUUUUUAAAUAUAUUGGCUGGCCUAGGUGGGAUAAAAAACAAGUGAUUUCAUGUUAGUAGGUGUCUAUUUUCAAAGGGGAAAAUUCAAAACAGAGGAACUACCGUAUUAAAAUGGUUUCUUAACUGAGGAGCUAUUCUGUAUAGUCCAGCUUUCCCCAGCUGGUGCCUUUCAGCUGUUGUUGGACUACAGCUUCCAUGAUCCUUGACCAUGCUGGCUGGGACUAAUGAAAAUUGGGAGUCUAGCAACAUCUGGAGUGCACGGGUUGAAGGCUGGUACACUCUGCUCUCGCCCUACAGUCCCAUUUUGUCUUGGACCAUGUACAGUGUGUGCUAUACACUACAUUUUUUGCCCAACAGUGAACCCCAAGGUUCCAUAAGAGUUCUUAAUAAGCAGGAAGAAUGAUAGCAAAAUACCAAGGAGCUUGCUAGUAUAGGAGUUUCGCCUAAAGCAGAAGUGGGAAGCCACUUUUAGCUCAAGGGAUGGAAUCCCAAAAUGGCCAACUUUCUGCAGGUCUUAUUGACAGCUGGGUGGGGCCACCCAUGUGCCAAUUACCUGGCAUAUUAUAUCAGUUGAUAUGAAAUAUUGAGAGCACACUUUAAAGUAGUAUUCAUCAACCGUGAGUCCCCAGAUGUUGUUGGACUACAAUACCCAUAACCUCUGACCAUUGGCUAAGUUUGCAGGUGAAGAUGCGACUUGUAGUCCAACAGCACCCAAGGUUGAAUAAUACUGCUCUAAAGUUUGAGUGUACUCCCAGUUCCUCCUUCACAGCCAUGCCCUGAUUUUGAGCCUUUUUUCUGAAAAAGGCACUGCGUUCAAAAAGCAUGGAAGUCAAGUGUGACUACAAAGGAAGAAUUGGGAGCACACUCGGAGACUUGAGGCUGAUAUAAGUUGCAGCCCCAAAACAGCUGGACAGCACUUGGUUGGCAGAGGCUGCUCCCGAGUAUUUGAAAAGAAAUGUAAGACGGCAAAUACCACUACCAUUAUGAACCAAGUAACUAACAAGAUGUGGUUGCAAUCUAGGCAGCCCCUUUAGCCUUGUGUGAGGGUGCUGGGCCUUUUCACUCUUCCCCCUGCUCUUAAUAGAAGCAUCUUGGUGCUGAAUCUGGAAACAUUUUGAAGUAUAGUUCAGAAAUGGCUUGGUCAGUAGAGCUGCCAUUAGCGGGAAGGGAGAAAUGAAUCAAAAGAUGUUCUGUGCACAAUGUUGUUGCAAGAUGACCUUCUGGGUUCUGAUUUAUUUAAUUACUACUGCUGUGGUCUGGUUUAGAGGGAGUUGAUAUAGUUAUAGUGAUUUACUCCUUGUCAAGUAGAUGCUAUAGAAUAGAGCAAGCAAUAUUGUUUCCAAUUAAGUGUCUGCAAAAAAAGGAAUGUGGUAUGUUUAUGUAAUCCCUUAACAAUUUUAGAAAUAUGCUUAACAGGUUUCAGUGAUCUCAAGUGUAGAAGUGUCACAGAAUGUAAGAGGCACUGACAGUUUUGUUUCAACUACUGUUCUAUAAUUUUUCAAGCACUCUUAUAGAUUGUACUGACAAUAACUGAAUGAACAGAACCUUUAAUGUUGAAAAUUAAAACAACUGAAAGUAAUCAGAAAUACGUAGUUACGUUUUUAUCAAAAUAAAUUUGAAGUGUCUCCCUCGCCCAGUGGCAAAUGAGUAAAAGCAGUCUCCUAAAUAUAAUAAACACUGUGUGUGCAUUGAUAAAAUACACUUACCUGCUUGCCCAAAAUAUUUCGGCCACUAAAUUUGGAUUUGACAGCCAUAUGGCUGACAGUGUUUCUCUGCCCCCUGUGCACUUCUUUCUGAAGAAACCUAGCUUGGGUCCUGUAAUGAGAUGCCUGCAAAUCAGUCACAGUUAUGGAGUUUGUGUGUAUUUUAAAAUACAACAGAGAUGUGCUAUACCUGGGCGUAUUUCUGGCAGUUUCUACUGCACUGUCAGCCCCCAGGAUCCUUGCUGCUCUUUUUAGCAGCCAUUUACUUAGAAGAGCCUUGUAAAAUAAGUAAUUUAUAAAUAAAAUGUUGUAAUUUUUGUUUAA
Podarcis muralis (Common wall lizard) is the source of this 8237-nucleotide messenger RNA. It is a transcript of the gene FGD6, whose product is annotated as FYVE, RhoGEF and PH domain containing 6. Gene Ontology annotation, cellular component: cytoplasm. NCBI's taxonomy places the organism in Eukaryota, Metazoa, Chordata, Lepidosauria, Squamata, Lacertidae. Gene Ontology annotation, molecular function: guanyl-nucleotide exchange factor activity; metal ion binding. Gene Ontology annotation, biological process: regulation of GTPase activity. The record is from RefSeq and is a predicted model, not a curated record.